Hirsutella rhossiliensis is the source of this 897-nucleotide messenger RNA. Its product is annotated as ribosomal l28 family domain-containing protein. The transcript has a single exon. Lineage: Eukaryota; Fungi; Ascomycota; Sordariomycetes; Hypocreales; Ophiocordycipitaceae. The record is from RefSeq and is a predicted model, not a curated record. Gene Ontology annotation, cellular component: mitochondrial large ribosomal subunit. Gene Ontology annotation, molecular function: structural constituent of ribosome. Bases 1 to 897 code for a protein of 298 amino acids.
AUGCCGCCCCCGCCGGGGGCUUUGAACCCCUUGCGGCCCCUAUCGAAGAGUCUGCAGACCCUGCGCCGCGGCUUCCCCUCGUCGUCAAUCUCUCCUCUCUCUUCUCCCUGCCGGUUCUCCCCUGCGACGAAUGCGAGCGCUACGAUAACAACAAAGACGACGAGAAUAACAGCCGCUGCCUCGCGAGCCUUCUCCACCACCCAGCCCGCCCAGGUCAAAACCAUCAAGCCGCACCGCCUGCCCUCGAACCUCAUCCCCCCCUACCCUUACGGCGAGCGGCGCGUCUACAAGCAGUCCAACCGAGGCCUCUACGGCACCGCUCGCAUCCGCUUCGGCAACAUCAUCGCUGAGCGGUACCGCAACAAGGCUCGCCGUUUCUGGCGUCCCAAUGUCCACGUCAAGGUCUUUUACUCGGCCUCGCUCGACGCCCGCAUAAAGACGCGCCUCACCCUGCGCGUCCUCAAGACCAUCCGCCGCGAGGGCGGCAUCGACAACUAUCUGCUCAAGAGCAAGCCCGCCCGCCUCAAGGAGCUCGGCCCCGGCGGCUGGAACCUGCGCUGGCUCGUCAUGCAGACAAGGGUUGUCCAGGAGCGUCUCAACGAGGAGAGGCUCGCGCUAGGCGUCGAGCCCAAGGCCAUCGUGAAGCGUGACGACAUUAUUCAAUAUGCCCUCGACUUCGCGACCCCAGGGCCUUUGAGCGUCCGCAGCCGCGCUACGCUAGACGAGAUCCGCGGCGUCGUGGCCGGUAGCUUUGUGCUGGGCAAUGACACCUUGGGAGACGUAGAAGGCAUCGAGGAGCUAUCCGACGAGGCCGAGGCGGUUCUGCUGCAGCAAUCAGACGAUGCAGAUUUGGAACCUACGGGGAUAGACGCGGGUAAGCAACGCGCCGACAUCUAA